Messenger RNA from Microdochium trichocladiopsis, 957 nucleotides. Its product is annotated as putative N-carbamoylsarcosine amidase. The record is from RefSeq and is a predicted model, not a curated record. The transcript is spliced from 2 exons. Lineage: Eukaryota; Fungi; Ascomycota; Sordariomycetes; Xylariales; Microdochiaceae. The coding region runs from base 83 to 760 and encodes 225 amino acids.
CGGUCGUGAAUUCGCGAAUUGGCAAAUCAUCCUGGGGAGACAAUGUCCAACCACAAGCACAAGAAUCUUCCACGCGAGCACAAUGUCGACCCUCACUCUUGCUGCCCAUCCGCAGCACAAUGAAUACCUCUCCAAGAGUCUCGGUGCGGCACGGCUGGGCUGGGGCUCGCGACCGGCACUUCUUCUUAUCGACGUCUGCGCAGCAUAUUGGAAACAAGGGUCUCCGCUGGACAUCUCUCACAACCCAGAAGGGGCAGCCAGUCCUGACUCUAUGCGACGCUUGCUGGGUGCUGCACAAGCCAACAACGUGCCAGUCGCCUGGGCACAGGUGCGAUAUAACCACCCACAGCUCCUUGACGGUGGCGUCCAAGCCAAAAAGACAAAGACGAUACGGGCCUGGCAGGACGGCGACGAGAGGGGCCUGGAUGCUCUCGUGCCUGGCCUGGAACCCGGCGAGCAUGAGACCCUCGUGCUCAAGCGCAACCCGUCGGCGUUUUUUGGCACCACACUAGCCACGGAGCUGAUGCUUCAGGGCGUCGACACGGUGGUGAUUUGUGGUGUGAGCACGAGCGGAUGCGUUCGGGCAACAGCGGUCGACGCCAUGUGUCAUGGAUUCCGGCCCAUGAUCGUGCACGAAGCCUGUGGGGAUAGAUCAUUGCUCAUCCAGCAGCAGAAUUUGUUUGACGUCGACUCGUUCUUUGGUGACGUCAUUAGCGAGACAGAGGCACUCGAUAGAUUCUCGCACGCGCAGUGCAAUUGAAUUCAGUGGUAUCAAAUGAUCAGAGUCAUGAAAACUGUACACUACAUCGAUCAACAAAGCUUGAGAGCAGUGCCUAGGUGCUCAAAGGCGGAUUUUCUGAUGGGCUGCUUACCUUAGGUAGGCAAUGGGGCCAAUAAGAUAAUGCUGAUUUGACUGUGCCGCCGCUGCCGUCGGGUCGAGAGAGGCAGAGCCGCCUG